AUGCCAGAGGAAAAUAUCAGGGAUUCAUCCCAUUCUUACAGGAAAAUAGUUCCUUGUGCUUUCCAGUUAGCUUUCCAAGAGCAAAAGGAUAGGACAGUGCUCUGCUUCAGAGAGUGGAGCUGAAGGUAUAGAGAUGGGAGAGGGAUGCCACCUUUGACAACUGUUGGUGUGGCAGCAAUUCCUCCUGUGGGACAGAACGGCUAACGGACAGAUGGGUCAGAAUGCGAAUUCCCUAUCUCAGAGAGUAGGGAGGGCUCCCUGCGGCCUCCUCCCUCCAGGAGGUGGGGACAAGGUGGAGCAAGGAUUGCGAGAGGAGGAGCUCCCUCAUCACCACAAGCCCGGUCGCGUCCAGUCUCGCCUGGGCGCCGAGGAAAAGCUCUCCUAAUCGCCGCCACUAGAGUAGCCUGUCCUGGUGCCCCAGUGCCCUGCCCCCAUCCAGUCAUGACCCUGCGCCCCUUAUUCCUGCCCCUCCAUCUCCUGCUGCUGCUGCUGCUCAGGGGGGCGAUGUGCCGGGCUGAGGCUGGGUUCGAAACCGAAAGUCCCGUCCGGACCCUCCAAGUGGAGACUUUGGUGGAGCCCCCCGAACCGUGUGCGGAACCCGCUGCUUUUGGAGACACGCUCCACAUACAUUACACGGGUACCUUGAUAGAUGGACGCAUUAUUGACACCUCUCUGACCAGAGAUCCUCUGGUUAUAGAACUUGGCCAAAAGCAGGUGAUUCCAGGUCUGGAGCAGAGCCUUCUAGACAUGUGUGUAGGAGAGAAGCGAAGGGCAAUCAUCCCUUCUCACUUGGCCUAUGGAAAACGGGGAUUUCCACCAUCUGUCCCAGCGGAUGCAGUGUUGCAGUAUGACGUGGAGCUGAUUGCACUGAUCCGAGCCAACUACUGGCAAAAGCUGGUGAAGGGCAUUUUGCCUCUGGUAGGCAUGGCCAUGGUGCCAGGCCUCCUGUGUCUCAUUGGGUUUCACCUAUAUAAAAAGGCCAACACACCCAAAGUCUCCAAAAAGAAGCUCAAGGAAGAAAAACGAAACAAGAGUAAAAAGAAAUAAAUGAUAGUACUUUUUAAAGA
Marmota monax (woodchuck) is the source of this 1067-nucleotide messenger RNA. It is a transcript of the gene Fkbp11, whose product is annotated as FKBP prolyl isomerase 11. Gene Ontology annotation, molecular function: peptidyl-prolyl cis-trans isomerase activity. The transcript is spliced from 6 exons. Lineage: Eukaryota; Metazoa; Chordata; Mammalia; Rodentia; Sciuridae. Bases 442 to 1047 code for a protein of 201 amino acids. Gene Ontology annotation, biological process: protein peptidyl-prolyl isomerization. The record is from RefSeq and is a predicted model, not a curated record.